AUGGCAUCACAAUCACGGCUGCUGCGGCUGCCCGUGCUGCUGGCCCUCCUCCUGGGAAUAGCCCUUCUGUUCCUUUCCCCGCUGGUCCUGGCAGAUUCACAAGACGCUUUAGACAAGGAUUCAACAAAACCUGAUCUGAUAUGCCACACAAGCGACCCCGCUGACUGCUACCCGCGCAUCUUUGUACCCACGGAUGAGUUCCAAACGGUCCACGACGACCAGGAGAUCCCCAAAGGUCUGCACGUGCAGCUCAACAUCAACACAGGCGAGAAGCUGGCUAAGAUAUACGUGCCGGAUGAACCCGUCGAUCCCGCCCUCGAGGGCCUGCCGGUGGAGCGGGAAGUCAUCAAGGUCGAGCCGGAGGCCCGUGACGACCCCAUCGUCGCGCCGCCCAAGGGCGCACCGGCGUAUGAGGCGGCCGGAAAGAUCAAGGCCCCGCCGCACGAGAACGCCGGCUUUGUCAACGCCGUGAGGCUCCUCAAGGCCGACAAGGGUGAGGACGACCCUGCCUUUGACGCCUCGCUCGACGCCAUGGAGGAGCUGGCGCACGACCUGCACUACGGCCUCCAGGUCGCCUCGGAUCCGGAAAUCAUCAAGUCCCUCGUCUGCCACAUGAUCCAGGAGCCGCACCCCGGCACGGCUGCCGCUGUCGAGGGCCUGCCGCCUCGGGACCAGCAGGCGGCCACCAUCCUCGCCGCCAGCCUGCGGAACAACCCGACCGCGCUGGCCGAGGUCAGCAAGCACUGGCCGGAGAUUCUCAAGCACAAAUGCCCGGGAGCCAAGGCACCGCUGGGGAGCGAGCUUUGGCGCUGCGUCGGGCCGCGGGACGACGACACGGCGCCUGCGCCUGCGUCCGCAAGCUCAAUUAAGGCUCGGGUGGCCGCCGUCGACACCCUCAUUAAGGACCACAAGAUCCGGGACGACUUCGUGCGCGCCGGGCUAAUGAACACGCUGACCCGCGUGCUGGCCCGCGAGGGACCGGAGUGGGCGGCGGCGCAGCGAAAGGCGGGCGUCCUGGCCCUCAACAACUUCCUCGACGAAGACGUGGGUGCCAUCACCGGGCAGUGGCCCAAAGGACCCCGGCUGACGGACGAGAAGUGCGCUGAGGCGGGCACCCGCGCGCCGGAGGGCUGCUGGGACUAUCACGUCGAUCGCAUCGUGAAGGCGAACAAGGCCGACAAGAGCCACUGGAGCAAAGAUGUUCAGGCGCGGCUGGCGGCAGCGCGUAAGGCGAACCCGAAUGUGCCUCAACAUGUGGAGUUGUAG
Messenger RNA from Cordyceps fumosorosea ARSEF 2679, 1266 nucleotides. RefSeq lists its product as hypothetical. The record is from RefSeq and is a predicted model, not a curated record. The transcript has a single exon. Gene Ontology annotation, cellular component: endoplasmic reticulum. Gene Ontology annotation, molecular function: adenyl-nucleotide exchange factor activity. The coding region runs from base 1 to 1266 and encodes 421 amino acids. NCBI's taxonomy places the organism in Eukaryota, Fungi, Ascomycota, Sordariomycetes, Hypocreales, Cordycipitaceae.